AUGCGGCUUUUCUGGAAGGUCGUGGCCGGAUCUCUCUUCCUUGCUAUUCCGGCAUAUCUGUGGGACCCCCACAACUUGUUCUUCACUUGGGUCGCAGCGGCGGUGGGCGCGUUUUCUGCUCUCCUCAAUUGUAAUGGGGUGACCCCGCUGGACUGGGAUGUGAGCGAUGCGAUGCUGGACCCUCCUCAAGAUGUUCGAGAUGCUAUCCGCAAGGACCCGGAGCUUUCUCUCUUCGACGCCUGUCUUUCUGACCUGUUCAACAAUGUGGAAGCUUACGGAAUGGAAGCUGUCUCCGCACGGCUGAUGAUAGAAAGUGGCGAAAAUGUGACGAUCUUUGCACCCAAAGAUUCUGCAAUGGCUUGUCGGGGUGUUGAGAGAAUGGGUUCUCAGGGUUUGAUGGUUGGGUUUCCUUCGUUCUAUCGCACGUGUGUGACGAUCUUCAUGAUCCUGACGAUCUCGCGCAACGAGAGGAAGUCACUUCUAUUGCUGGACAGAAAAUACGAUUGGAGGACGUAUUUGGAAGACUGGGAGUCAGUCAAGAAGGGUUGA
This is a messenger RNA of Guillardia theta CCMP2712, 549 nucleotides long. RefSeq lists its product as hypothetical. NCBI's taxonomy places the organism in Eukaryota, Cryptophyceae, Pyrenomonadales, Geminigeraceae. The record is from RefSeq and is a predicted model, not a curated record. The transcript is spliced from 5 exons. The coding region runs from base 1 to 549 and encodes 182 amino acids.